Messenger RNA from Tribolium madens (black flour beetle), 4546 nucleotides. RefSeq lists its product as uncharacterized. The record is from RefSeq and is a predicted model, not a curated record. NCBI's taxonomy places the organism in Eukaryota, Metazoa, Arthropoda, Insecta, Coleoptera, Tenebrionidae. Bases 2130 to 4079 code for a protein of 649 amino acids. The transcript is spliced from 5 exons.
ACAAAAUGGCAGAUUUUUUCAAAUUACUAGUUUAUUCGUUUCAGUUUACAAAAAUACGUGGGGCCGUAAUUUUGGGGUAAGUACGGCACUACUAAAUGUCCAUAUUUCAUAAUUUUCUUGUUGGCUAGUUUAAAAACACUUUUUGUUUGUCUAAGAGCGGGCGAUAAAUCACUGGAAGAAAAAGUAAAAAAUCGUAAAAUGAUCACUUUGUUAACUUACACAACCACAAUUUUAAUUUUGGUUUCUUCCCAUAUUUUUUUCAAAGCCAUGUGAACAACACCAUCAUUUUGAAUGGGACUAAGUGAGCAAGUUGAAUACACAACAACUCCCCCUUUUUUGACUAGUUUCAACGCAUUAAAUAGCAAAUCGCACUGUAUUUCGGGCAAUUUCAGCCUUUCUUUGACCCGCGAAGGCUUAAAAAUGUUAUUGUCGUUUUCUUUAACCGAGUGACGAUCUGUUGUGCACGGAACAUCGACCUUGAAACGACUAAAUUUAAAAAAAUAAUUUUAUAAAAUGAACACCCUACUAAAAUCCGGUCAAAAUUCUCCUGGGGGAACGACCUGCCGUCGAAAUUCGUAAUCAUGAGUUUCCCCGGCCUGAGCCACCUUUCAUUCAAAUCGUAAAGAAACUGUUUCGAGACUUUGUAAAUCCGAUUUGUUCUAGACAUUGAAACAUCAUUUGCUAUAAUCCUGCUAGGGUAUAACGUCUGGAUUGCUAGUAACGUUUUGCCCCCAGGGGCGGCACACAAGUCCAAAAUAGUGUUCCCGGGGCGUAUAUCAAGGGCCAAAACGGGCAAAACCGACCCCCCAUCCAUCAUGUAGUAAUCCAACACACCCGUAGACCCACUCGAGGAAACCUCAAAAUCGCUGUGAUUCCCCUCCUCGAAACAAUAAACGUUCAAAUGCUCCGGGAAGUGAAUAUCAAACUCUUCCUCAAUAAAAACCUCAAAAUUAUCAUUUUUGUAAAACUUGUAAUGCGUGGAUUCCGGUAUGAAAUCCUCCUUGCCCUUGAUUUUCGUCGCGGGGACGAAUUCGUGGAGGAUUUCCCCUGAGAGGGCAUUUUGAGUGUCAAUAAUCCGUCGAAGGUCAAGCUCAGCACUGUCCAAACUCGCUUGAAGGGAGACAUUUUUCGGCUCAUUGACCCUCAAUUCAAGCUCUCGGUCGAUCCUGUGAACCUCAUUUAGCGUUUUCUGUUUUUCUUGAACCGUCCGUCGCUCUUUUGAGUACUGUUUUUCGAGUUUAAACAAAGUUCGCAUAUUCAAAGCCCCUUGCAACUCAAGCCUGGCCAUUGUGGCCUCGCAAUCCGAGUAAUUGUUAACAACAGCCACGUAUUUCUGCUUCCCGAGGAGCCCCUCCCGCAUGGAGUCCCAAUUCUUCUCGAAAACUUGCCGGUAGAAGUCGUCAAAAUGGGCCAAUGCUUUGUCCACUGGGUGGAUUUUUUUCCGCACAACUGACUGAGAAAAAAUUAAAAGGUGUCUUUGGGGCCAAAUGACUUACCCAGUGGUCAGGGGCAUGUUUGUGUCUCACGAUUUGUUUAAAAAGCCCCAACAUCUCGACAUAACCUUACUUUUCUUGUGUCAUGUGUCGCGUGACAGCGCGCGAAAUUUGAAAUUCAAUUCGAAUUUGGUCGCAAUUAGAGCACAAGAAAUGCUAUAAAUUGUGUCGGAAUUUGAAUUGGCGUAAAUAUGAUGAUCUCAUUUCGUCUCUAGCCGCAAAUAAAUUGAGUUCAAGUGCGCAUAUGUGGAUAAGUUGGCAUUCGGCUCUUGCUUGAACUGCGUUUCAUAUUUAAUAUUGAGUGUCAUCUCUUGGGAUGGCAAUUUUUCGGGUUUUGGUGUGAAUUAAGUGCGCAAAUCGGCGAAAAAGCCAAUUUUGAAUUGUUAGUGAGUGCUCUGUCCUCUUCUAGCUCAUUUGUUGGGCGCAUGUCUGUGCUCACUUGUUAAUUCCCGGGGUUGUACAAAAUCCAAGGGUGAGUAUUGAUUCUAAUGUUGUAGUAGUUUGAAAACAGAUUUCAAUAAUUAGUGGUGGGUUUUUCUCCCUAACGAUUGAUUUUGUUUGUUAGUUACGUAAGUGGGAAUGUUUCAGUUCGGUUUUUCGUGGAAAAUAUAGAAAAAUGGAUGUGUUGCGUCGAAAAUGGAUUUUGGGGGGGAAUUGCCGAAACAAGGGCUAGACACUGUAAGGGCGCUGCACCAGACUGUUGUCGCUUUGAGACAAGCUUUAGAACAAAGUCGGACCGAAAUAUUGGAACUGAAAACGAAAAGUUUCCCCAUUGAAUCGGUCGAACAAACCUUGAAAACACUAGCGUUAGAGAAUCACGUUUUGAAGAGUCAACUCACCCAAGAAGCUCAAAAAACAGUAUUAGAAAAAAAGGAUGACAAUCUUAAAAGGCGUUUUCGUGCAAAAAUUUGCGUAAAAUCUGUUGGGCAAAAGACGUCGCAAUCGCUCGAAAGUCUCCUAGUUCUCAACAAAAAACUAACAAUAUCGAAAACGGUCAGUUUUUCGAAUCUCUCCGAGACAGAAAUGAAUAAUAACGAAACCCAGGAACAGAAUGACGUAGAAGAGCAGGAUCAGGAGCAAGAAGUGGACGAUAUUGAGUUGAUUUUCACCACAGACGAGACCAAAGAUUCGGAUUUUAAAGAGCAGCUUGUUUCUAUCGACGCAGGAGAUUCGUCUAAUUUGCUCCAAUGUCCGGAUUUAGACCAAAAUUUGGAUAUUUCCGAUCGAGAGCUCGACGAUGACGUUUUCAACGAUAACCCUGAAGUCGAUUUCCGACGGGAAAAUUCGCAAUUGUACAACUCCAAGUCGGACAAUUCGAUUAAUCAAGAGAAAAGUUUCAAGAGUUGUUAUUCGUAUCAAGAUUCCAGUUUUGAGAAUAAGUCGCUGGAGAAAGAUGAGAGUUUUGAUCGGUUUGAGGAACGGAUUAGGAUUGUAGAAACGGAUAUUUCCAAAUGUGGGAUCCAGGAAGUCGAUUAUGGGGGAUUGAGGCGAAACACGUGUCCCAAUCCCCUGCAGUAUCGGCCCUUGCUACACCGGGAGGCUUUGGCGAAGGGCUCUCGCAAGACUCGCCCGAUUUUGGCCCACUCGAACGCAAUCCGAAAAGACUCCGGCGCCCAAACGGACAUUUCGGCCCUUCCGGGCUCAUCCUGGCUCUCCGAGAGCAACUUAGCGAACAAAACUCGAGGAGGCGAACAUUUCACAACUUUGCCCUCAAAAUACCCUUUGCCAGGCUCAAGACUGCGUCUUUCGGAAAAAACAGUUGAGGCUCGUCGAGUUCUACUUUCCGAUAUUGGGUUCACUAGCAUGGUUCCAGAGCUGUCUAGAUCAGCCGAUUAUCUGUGCCCUGGCAACGUUAAACCACCAGUCACUUAUGGGCAAUUUCUGAAAACUAGCGAUUUUCAGUCGCCGGGAUUUACCUCCCAGAAAUUUACGUGGACGACCACUACAGCUACUCCAAGUGAAGGUAGCUACUCCCAAUCCCGGUUUAAUAGUUUCUAUCCGUUAUCCUCGCCCCCGAUACCAUCACGUCGGUGCUCCGCCCCUGUCUCCCCCUCACGACGAGCCCUCCUCAGGCCCACCCCCUCUAAAGUGAGGUUUGCUAAUGGUUCAUUACCCGAAUUAAGAGGUGACUGGACCAUGACUAUAGACAGUGGCGAUUCCACUGAUAGUCUAGUCGAAGAAGCGGAAAAUUACUUGCGACGUUCCAUUGAUUGUAUUGUGACCACAAGGGAUUAUGGAAACGAAAGUGGUAAUAAGAAAAGUGUGCCUCGCCGAGCCUCAGCUCCGGAACCUUCCGGAGACAACGUCCCCCCUCAAGGUUGGCAACCGUUCCUCCCGCGGGUUCCACGUGACCUAAAACCGGACCAUUGGGUUAAAGUCAUCACUCCUGAAGGGCGGGUCAGAGGCGGUCGUGUCCGCUAUAUCGGGCCUGUGGUGUCCCAAAGCGACCAAUUCGUGGGGGUGCAAUUGGGGACCCCUGAUGGUCACUCUGAUGGUACUUUUAGUACCAGGAGGUAUUUCCAAUGCGAGCCCUACCAUGGGAUUUUCGUACCGUUCAAGAAGGUAAUCAUGGGUUGGAGGCCAUAAUAACGGGAUCAUUUAUUUCUUCAUGUGCCAUGUUAUUGUUUAAGCAAUAUAUUGAUUGAAAUUAGGCCAAUUUGUGUUCAAUUGGGUUUAUUAUCGGAGACUCCAAUCGCUUCCUAUGACUAAUGAAAAGACAGAGAUGUGCCUUCGACCUCAUUUAUGGCUUAAUUCGAGGAAUUGUCGUUCUAUCUCAUCUGUUACUUAUUUAAACUAUAGUCGAAUGUAUUCUAUAGCACUUAAACGGCACAGUAGCCGACUUAUUCGACAAGUUCAUAGUCGAACGUUAACUGUUAAUUAGAUAUAUUGUGUUUUUAUUUAAGACCAAGAGAUUAAGAGGCGGCCUAAAUUGUUGAACUGUUAAAAAAUGUGAAAAGGGUCAAUUUUCGUAUCUUUAUCGCCGUUAUAGAAUCAGUAUUACGACAAAUGGUGUACAGGGCAAAGUAAUAAAUGAAUAAACAUAUCUAUGUCAA